GGUCCUGUCUUAUUUGUGAGUUUUUCCCGCGCUGUUCUUGCUAAACUGAACUGACACCACCAGCUUGGGUUUUAUUUCAGAUAAAGUCUAAGCUGUUUUUGAUAAAAUGCCCUCGGACUAUGAUCCAGCGUGUUUGCCAGACUUAUUGCCCCUCUACUACCGCCGCCUGUUCCCCUUUGCACAGUAUUACCGCUGGCUCAGCUACGGGGGAGUGCAGAAAAACUACUUUCAGAACCGUGAGUUCUCCUUCACACUCAAGGAUGACAUCUAUGUGCGCUACCAGUCGUUCAGCACACAGAGCGAGCUGGAGAAGGAAAUGCAGAAAAUGAACCCAUAUAAGAUCGACAUUGGAGCAGUGUACAGUCACAGGCCGAGUCAGCACAACACAGUGAAGUCCGGCAGCUUCCAGGCUCUGGAGAAGGAGCUGGUGUUUGAUAUCGAUAUGACGGAUUAUGAUGACGUUCGAAGCUGCUGCAGUGCUGCAGAUAUUUGUUCAAAGUGCUGGACACUGAUGACCAUCGCCAUCCGUAUUUUGGACAGAGCUCUUCGAGAGGACUUUGGUUUCCAGCACUUGCUGUGGGUGUACUCUGGAAGAAGAGGAGUGCAUUGCUGGGUGUGUGAUGAAGCUGCCCGGAAGCUCUCUGCAGCAGCACGGUCUGCUGUUGCAGAAUAUCUCAGUCUGAUUAAGGGGGGUGAAGAGAUGGUGAAGAAAGUUAUUCUGACUGAUCCUAUUCACCCUUUCAUCAGAGAAUCUCUAGGAGUGGUGAAGCAAUACUUUCCUCAAUAUGCUCUUCACGAUCAAGACAUACUGGGACGGAAGGAGUCUGUAGACAAAAUCCUGGCUCUUGUACCUGAAGAUGUUAGAAGGGAAUUACAGCAGUUAUUUCAGAAUGAGAGGAGGCCAGAGCAACGCUGGAGUCAGAUCAAAGACCAAGCCAAGAAGAAACAGGCCACUGCCAAAAAGGGGCAACACUUUGAAAAGGAGAUCAUGCUGCAGUACUGCUACCCUCGACUCGACGUCAACGUCAGUAAAGGUGUUAACCAUUUACUGAAGAGUCCAUUCAGUGUUCAUCCUAAAACAGGGCGCAUCUCUGUCCCCAUGGAGCUUAAAGAUUUGGACAAGUUUGAUCCUUUUGCUGUUCCCACAAUCAGCCUCAUAUGUGAAGAGUUGGAUCGACCCAAGGCAGAUGAUGAAGAUAAAAAGUCAGGCGACACAAAGGAGAAGGAAAAUGAAAAUGGCGUGACAGAGAAGAGGAAGAACAGAGAUUACAAGAGAACCAGUUUGGCAAAGUACGUGAAGUGCUUUGAUCAGUUUCUGGAUGGAAUGGCUCAAUCAUGGAAAGGAGAACUUCUCAGAAAGAGUGAUCUUCAGAAAGAGUUCUGAACAGGGUCAUCAAUCAGAAAACACAUGAAAUCACAGUUCCUGUCUUAUUCCUUGAAGUAAAUGAUGAUUCCUACUUACGGUUCAUUUUGUGGAGAUUGUUCAUUGUUGACAAUACCUACUGACUGAGCCAUGCUCUUUAUUCAUUCAUGUUACAUUUGUGUGUUAAACUAAUUAAAGCUGAUUUUAUUGCUGAAAAUAUUUGUCUUUUGGCAGCAAUCUGCUGCUGUGCAGUGCAAAUAAAUACAUUACAUCUCUUUGUAAACCU
This is a messenger RNA of Cyprinodon variegatus (sheepshead minnow), 1649 nucleotides long. It is a transcript of the gene prim1, whose product is annotated as primase, DNA, polypeptide 1 (49kDa). The record is from RefSeq and is a predicted model, not a curated record. Gene Ontology annotation, cellular component: alpha DNA polymerase:primase complex. Gene Ontology annotation, biological process: DNA replication, synthesis of primer. The transcript has 13 exons. Lineage: Eukaryota; Metazoa; Chordata; Actinopteri; Cyprinodontiformes; Cyprinodontidae. The coding region runs from base 107 to 1384 and encodes 425 amino acids.